Messenger RNA from Trichoderma virens Gv29-8, 2445 nucleotides. Its product is annotated as glycoside hydrolase family 63 protein. The record is from RefSeq and is a predicted model, not a curated record. Gene Ontology annotation, molecular function: Glc3Man9GlcNAc2 oligosaccharide glucosidase activity. Lineage: Eukaryota; Fungi; Ascomycota; Sordariomycetes; Hypocreales; Hypocreaceae. The transcript is spliced from 3 exons. Gene Ontology annotation, biological process: oligosaccharide metabolic process; protein N-linked glycosylation. Gene Ontology annotation, cellular component: endoplasmic reticulum membrane. The coding region runs from base 1 to 2445 and encodes 814 amino acids.
AUGGCCAAGAUCGCCCAAUUGCUGGCCUCUGCGGCCGCGCUGGCUGCUGGCGCCGCAGCCACGGGCAGCGAAACUGUCUUGAUCAACGAAAUUGGCCGUCUGAACAACCAGAGCCUGCUAUGGGGGCCUUACAAGCCAAACCUCUAUUUUGGAGUGCGGCCGAGGCUGCCCCAGGGCUUAUGGACGGGCUUGAUGUGGGGGAAAGCUGAUGAGUACAUGGACAUCCAGUCGUUGUUCCGCUACACCUGCGAGCAGGGCCAGGACAUUCAUGGAUAUGGCUGGGAUGAGUAUGACGCACGGACUGGUGGCGUUCAGACGAUCCACGACGAAGGCAACGGCAUUGACAUCACCACUUCUUUCAUCAAGGUUCCUGGCGGAAACCACGGUGGCAGCUGGGCUGCGAGAAUCAAGGGAACCGUCCGUGAUGAUGCACCUGACGACACCAAGUAUCUGGUGCACUACUACAUCGCCCAGGAAGGCCUAGGAGAUCUUGCUGUCCAGGGUGAGGAUAAUGAUGGGCUAGGAUUCGAAGGCGAUGUUACUUUGAAAGGAAAUUCCAAUGCCUUGGGCGAUUACACCGUCGUGAUUACCCAGGGAAGCGGCAACCACCCUACCUCUGACCAUGAACUAUCCGCCUCACGACGAGGAGAUACGACAGUGGUACGCAGCCUUAGCCUCCCUAACGAACACAUUUGGCAGGCGAAACCUGCGGUGUUCCAGCAGCUGCAAGAAUCCAUCCAGGAGAUUCAAAAGGAUUACACUGACGAGACUCUGCCUCCGCCAUGGCAAAUGUACCGACUCAAGUCCAACGCGGGCGGUGGUAAUGUCCACCUCAUUCAGAAGGCGUUUGAAGGAUCAUUCGAAUUCGACGUCAUUUUCUCAUCGGCCUCUGCUGGCAAGGAGUUGACAAGCCAAGACGUCACCCGAGAGAUCAAAGAGACCUCGGAGGCUUUUGGGCAGCGGUUCUCCAGCGUCUUUGAUUUGAAGGCGCCUUACAACGCUGACAAAUACAAAGAGUUUGGUAAGAGCAUGUUUUCCAACCUGAUUGGAGGCAUUGGAUAUUUCCACGGACAUCAAUUGAUUGAUCGAUCUUAUGCGGAUGAGUACGAGGAAGAGAACGAGGGCUUCUGGGAUGAUACCGCCGAAGCCCGAGCCCGCAAGGCCCAGCAGCUAGAAGGCCCUUACGAGCUCUUUACGAGUGUUCCUUCACGACCAUUCUUCCCCCGUGGAUUCUUUUGGGAUGAGGGAUUCCACCUGAUCCCAAUUGCUGAUUGGGAUAUUGAUUUGACGCUUGAAGUUGUCAAAAGCUGGUACAACACCAUGGACAGUGAUGGGUGGAUCCCCCGUGAACAGAUUCUCGGCCCAGAGGCGAGAAGCAAAGUGCCAGCAGAAUUCCAGGUUCAAUACCCCCACUACGCCAACCCGCCGACUCUAUUCCUAAUCAUUGAGGGCUUUAUGGAGCGCCUCCGUGGUGCCAACGUCAGCGCACCCGCUGAGAAGGAGAGCCUAUCUCAAAGACAAACGUUGUAUAAUGCUCAUCUGGACAACCUAGAGCUCGGUGGCGAUUUUCUCAACAAGAUAUAUCCACUUCUUCGACGGCAAUACGAUUGGUUCCGCAAAACGCAGAGGGGUAGCAUUAAGGCAUACGACCGAGAGGCCUUCUCCUCCAAGGAGGCCUAUAGGUGGAAGGGCCGGUCCGAGACGCAUUGUCUUACCAGCGGACUGGAUGAUUAUCCUCGACCACAGCCACCACACCCUGGCGAGCUCCAUGUGGAUCUCAUGUCGUGGGUUGGAUUCAUGACCAAGUCACUCAUCAACAUUGCGGACGCAUUGGGCAUGGCUGAUGAAAUUGCCGAGCUCAAGAAGAACCUAUUUGCCAUUGAGCGUAACCUCGAUGACCUCCACUGGUCAGAGAAGGAUGGGUGCUACUGCGAUGCUACUAUUGAUGAAUAUGAGGAGCAUGCUCUUGUGUGUCACAAGGGAUACAUCUCGUUGUUUCCAUUUUUAGUCGGGUUGAUGCAGCCUGACGAUGCUAAAUUGGGCAAGAUUCUUGAUCUUGUCGGCGACGAGAGUCACCUGUUCAGUCCACAUGGCCUGCGCAGCUUGAGCAAGCAAGAUCCGCUGUACGGAACGGAAGAGAACUACUGGCGCAGCCCAGUAUGGAUGCCCAUUAACUACAUGGCAUUGACACAGCUCCACAAAAUCGCGACUCAGGAGGGCCCCUUCCAAGGUAAGGCUCGAGGCCUGUACAACAAGCUGCGCACAAAUCUGGUCGACACGGUGUUCAAGAGCUGGGAGAAGACGGGAUUCGCGUGGGAGCAGUACAACCCUGAGACGGGAGCUGGUCAGCGCACCCAACAUUUCACUGGAUGGACAAGCUUGGUGGUGAAGAUUAUGGCCAUGGCGUCAUUAGACGAGGCGGCGCCGAUAAGGGAUGAAUUGUGA